This is a messenger RNA of Cuscuta campestris, 2963 nucleotides long. The record is from the annotation of a GenBank genome assembly. Lineage: Eukaryota; Viridiplantae; Streptophyta; Magnoliopsida; Solanales; Convolvulaceae.
CUCAGAAGACACAAACUCCCAAAGCUGGGGUUUUUUCCUUCUUCUUCUCUAUGUUUCUAUAAUAAUCUUUGGAUUUUUCAAGCUCAGCCAUGGUGGGGAUGAUCAAGAACUGGAGGCCAUGGCCUCCACUGUCGUCCAAGAAAUUUGAGGCCAAGAUUGUGGUUCACUGCCUAAAGGGCCUCAGAAACUCCCAAGAAUCUGCUGGGAAUUUGGCUGUUGAGAUCAGGUGGAAAGGGUCGGCAAAGAUCAACCCUUUGAGCUCUCUGAGGAGGAGGAGGAGUGGGGAGAGGAGGAAUUUGACAAAGGUGGAGUCUUUGGUGGAGGAAGAUGAUGGAGGUGGGGUUUCUGUUUGCUGGAAUGAGGAAUUUCUUUGUGUCUGCAAUUUUUCAGGCUACAAGGGUGCUGGGUUUCUUCCAUGGGAGGUUUCUUUCACUCUCUUCAAUGGCUUGAGUGUGGAACCGACAGCUAUCGCCACUGCAUCAUUAAACCUUGCAGAAUACAUUUCAUCUGCUAAGGAGAAAGACUUUGAGAUUACCAUUCCAUUGGAAGUCUCUAGUCCACAGUGUGUUCCAAGCAGUCCUAUACUUUGUCUGUCUCUCAACCUCAGGGAGUUGAAACACGCUAAUGAACCAGUGAAAAAGCCUGUCGCGUCCCCGACACAUGGCGAAGUUCUAUUGGAGGAGAAAAACACAGCAGCAGCAGCUUCGCCAUUGAAAGUAGGUCUUGAAAAAGUUAAGAUAUUUACGGGAUUGUCCCCUCGGGAUCACAAGAAGGUUGUGGGCCACGAAGAGGAGGGGAGUCCGGUUGGAAGCGAGGACACCGAAGAGAACUACCCUUUGGACACGGACUCAUUCGGGGACUCAGAAGAAGGGGUGGAGUCCGAAGAAGGAAUCAGAGCGGAUAUCAACGAUGUUAGGAAGUCCUUCAGUUAUGAGGCAUUGGCCUAUGCAAACCUCGCCGGAGGAGGAUCGUACUAUUCUAAUACGAGUGGGAGUGAAGAUGAGGAUUGGAUAUACUAUAACCAACGGAAAUCGGACGGCGAUGAUGCAACUAGAAUGCCACUAGUUGAUGAAUCUACGCGGCAGAGUUCAAAACGGGGGAUUCUCCCCUGGGGAAAGAGGAGAUUGAGCUUUAGAUCCCCUAAGAGGAAAGGGGAGCCAUUGUUGAAGAAAGGGGAGGAAGGCGGCGAUGAUAUUGACUUCGACCGCCGACAGCUUAGUUCACCAGAUGAGCCGCCCGAGCUGCCCUCGUCCCCGGUGAUGCAGUAUUGCAAAACUGAAUUAGAUUCAACUGAAAACCGGUCACCCGUCGCAGAAUUCGGAGACGACAACUUUGCUGUUGGGAGCUGGGAAUUGAAAGAGAUUGUAAGCCGCGACGGAGAAAUGAAACUGAAAACUAAGGUAUUCUUUGCUUCCAUUGAUCAACGCGACGAACAAGCGGCGGGUGAAAGUGCUUGUGCCGCCCUUGUUGCCGUGAUCGCCGAUUGGUUUCAUUCCAACCCUCCCAAAGAGAUGCCCAUCAAGUCCCAACUCGACUCUCUCAUUCGCGAAGGCUCGCUCGAGUGGAGGAAGAUGUGUGAAGUCGAGACCUACAAGGACCGUUUCCCCGACAAGCAUUUUGAUCUUGAGACGGUCCUACAAGCCGAAAUCCGCCCGCUCUCGGUUUCCUCGGAGAAGUCCUUUGUCGGGUUCUUCCGUCCUGAAGGAGUCGAAGACGGAGACGGGUUCGAUUUCCUCAAAGGUGCCAUGUCAUUCGACGACAUCUGGGACCAGGUCGAGAAGGACGUGGGGCCCCCCUCGGUCUACAUCGUGAGCUGGAACGACCACUUUUUCGUGCUGAAAGUCGAGCGGGACUUGAUCUAUGUCAUCGACACGUUGGGCGAGCGCCUCUACGAGGGUUGCAACCAAGCCUUCAUCCUCAAGUUCGACAGCGACACGACCCUUUCGCGGUCGAUCAAACCGACCGAUCCGUCUCCUGAGAAAACCGAAGAGGAGCCCGAAGACGGAAAACAAGAAACGGUUACGUGGAGAGGAAGGGAGGCUUGCAAGGAGUAUAUCAAGAGGUUCUUGGCAGCCAUUCCCAUUAGGGAAUUGCUAGUUGAUCUGAAGAAAGGGUUGAUGGCAUCAUCCUUGCUCCUUCAUCAACGGCUUCAAAUCGAGUUCCAUUGUACUAAGAACGUCAACCGUCCGAUCGAGUCACCUUCACUAACUGCUAAUCGUGAUGAUAACAACAACAACAACAACAAUUCCUCAGAAACACAACCAGUUUUAGCAGGGUAAGUGUUGAUUCAAUGUGAGAGUAUAUACAUAUAUAACCUAACAUCAUCCCUACUUUUUCCCUAUUUGUAAAAAAGAAGAAGAUGAACCCGGUCUCUUAGAGAGUCUCGGAACCAGCCAGCCGAACAGUUACUUGAAAGGAGGUAAAUUAUCCAUUCUAGCAAGCAAGGAGUGAACCCCAUCCCUUAUGGUCUCAAGACCCGCCUCAUAGAAGAAGUAAAUUGAGUUAUAAUCCCAACCUGGCAAGGAGUGAAGUGUGUCUCUGGUACCUGUAAGGGGUAUUUUGGUCAAUUCUAGGGAAACUAAACUUUUGACUGGGAGUGAAGUAUGUCUCUGGUAUCUAAAAGGGGUAUUUUGGUCAAUUCUAGGGAAACUUCACUUUUGACACCAGAAACAGACUGGCACAGAUAUUUUCGCAGAGACAGUUGUUAUCUGGGUUUUUAUGUAGGGAAGUGUCCUUUCUCCAUAUGUGGGGUGGAAAAUCUGCUUUGCUAGAAGGGCAUACCUUUUUCUUUUUCUACUUUACUUUUUUUUUUUUGACUUUUUGGGUCCAGUGGCACUUUUUUUUUGCCUCUUUAAGAAUGUAAAUUAGUAAAUGACUGAAGACAAGUAAAAGUGAAUGCAAUAAGUUUCUAUCUCUUAAAGAGAUGGACAGAUGUAUUGUGUGAUUAAAUAUUACUCCAUAUA